AAGACAGUGAAUUCCCAGGUUGUUAGAGCGUGUGGGUCCAUCCAUCUGACUCUCUUCUUCUUCUUCUUCUUCUUCUUCUUCUUCUUCUUCUUCUUCUUGUUUUUCUUCUUCCACUCAUUUCUUCGCUACACAACACAACCAUGUCUUCCACUCUCUUCUCUCUCCUCUUCCUCCUUCUCCCCUUCACCACCCUCUCCCACCUCUUCUCUCCCCCCGACAACUACCUCAUCAACUGCGGCUCCUCCGCCCCCUCCACCCCCGUCGACUACCGCCCCUUCGCCGGCGACCUCGUCCCCCGCCACUCCCCCUUCUCCCCCUCCCCACGCGCCGUUUCAGUCCAAAACGACAACCCCCUCCCCAACCUUCCCCCAAUCUACCACACCGCUAGGCUUUUCACCACCCCCGCCAGAUACUCCUUCCCCAUCACCCUCAAAGGCACUCACAUGCUCCGCCUCCACUUUCACCCCUUCAAUUCCUCCAAUCUCGACCUGGGUCGCGCCCAAUUUCACGUCUUGGUCAACGGCCACGUCGUUCUCAGCAACUUCACGCGCUUCGUAAAUCCCCAGAGAAACCCUAGAAUCGUCGAAUAUCUCAUCUGGGUCGAUUCGGAGAAGCUCGUUGUCAUGUUUGUGCCUAGCAAGGAUUCCAAAUUCGCGUUCGUGAAUGCCAUUGAGGUGAUUUCCGCGCCCAAGGACCUUGUUCCCGAGACUGCCCAGUAUUUGAGUUCGUCAAAAGUUGAGGUUUUUGAUGGGUUGAACAAACAGGCUCUUGAGGUUGUUUACAGGGUCACUGUUGGGGGUCCCAAAGUUACUCCUUUUAAUGAUUCCUUGUGGAGGACUUGGGUUCCUGAUGAUGGGUUUUUCAAAUCAAGUGCUGGGUCUGAAAAGCUUUACUUUGGUGGGAGGAUCAAGUACCGCGUUGGAGGGGCUAGUCGUGAGGUUGGCCCUGAUAAUGUGUACAAUAGUGCAAGGUUGAUAAGGAGUAAGAAUGAUUCUGUUCCUAAUGUUAACAUGACUUGGGUGUUUCCUGUUGUUGGAGGGUAUAAGUACUUGGUUCGGUUGCAUUUCUGUGAUAUUGCUAGUAUUUCGCUUGGCUUGCUUUACUUCAAUGUGUAUGUGAAUGGGUAUUUGGCGUAUGAAGAUUUGGAUCUCUCUUAUGUUAUGAAUUCGCUGGCUUCGCCGUUUUACGCGGACUUUGUGGUUGAUGGAGGAGAUGAUGGUGUGGGGGGUUUGAGUGUUAGCAUUGGUCCUUCCAAGAGCAGCAUGGCUCAUGUCAUUGAUGGUAUAUUGAAUGGAGUUGAGGUUAUGAAGAUGAACAAUUCUCACAAUAGUCUUGAUGGAGAGGUUUGUGCUGAUUUUGUUCUGAAGAGCUGGUCCACGGGGAAUUCAGGUUUGUUGUUUACUUUGGUGGCUGCUGUUUGCAUUGUGUUGAGCUUAUCCAUAGUGGUUCGUAGGAGGUUCAUUGGAUCAAGGGAAUCUGUGUCGUGGUCGAGGUUGCCUGUGAAUUUAUCGGACGAUAGUGUUAAGAAUUAAGAUUGGUGAUAUUUAGUUGUAUACUUAUAUCAAAAGAUAAGAAAAAAUAUUGGCAAUAUUUAAUCAGCAAGUGAAUAGUUUGUGUGUAAACUAUCAGCAAAUCUAGCCAUCUAAGGUGGCUUUCAAGAGAAAAGAGAAACAUGAAGGCACAUGCUGCAGAUCAAGCUAGAAAAAGGAAGGAAUUCUUCAAAGUCCUACUAGUACCAACUUUUUAGGUAUUAUUGUAUUAUAUCUAUAAGUUGCCUUGUUUAUAUCAUGAUAUUAGGCAUUCCUUUUGCCACUAGACUUUGCUUUCUUAUCAUUGUUCAUUUUGAUCUGUUUUGUAAUGUUGUAGCCAUUUCAUCAUUUUUAUAGUUUGUACUUGUGGAAAAUACUGUAACUUUCAUAUUGAGUGGUUAUACUUAUAUGAGUUUACUGGUGCCCCCAAAUUAUCUGUUUUGGUUUA
This is a messenger RNA of Cajanus cajan (pigeon pea), 1977 nucleotides long. RefSeq names its product receptor-like kinase. The record is from RefSeq and is a predicted model, not a curated record. Lineage: Eukaryota; Viridiplantae; Streptophyta; Magnoliopsida; Fabales; Fabaceae. Gene Ontology annotation, molecular function: transmembrane receptor protein tyrosine kinase activity. Gene Ontology annotation, biological process: protein phosphorylation.